This is a messenger RNA of Saccostrea echinata, 1624 nucleotides long. RefSeq names its product protein-L-isoaspartate(D-aspartate) O-methyltransferase-like. Gene Ontology annotation, molecular function: protein-L-isoaspartate (D-aspartate) O-methyltransferase activity. Gene Ontology annotation, cellular component: cytoplasm. The record is from RefSeq and is a predicted model, not a curated record. Bases 143 to 898 code for a protein of 251 amino acids. The transcript has 7 exons. NCBI's taxonomy places the organism in Eukaryota, Metazoa, Mollusca, Bivalvia, Ostreida, Ostreidae. Gene Ontology annotation, biological process: protein modification process.
CAUUUGGCCUUAUCCCACCGUCUGCAUAGUGCUUCGAAACUACGUUGUUAAAUUUUUUGCUGUGAAGUGAUUUCUGAUACAAGACGGGAGAUCGUCCAAAAUGGAUGUGUGACUUCCAUCCACUUGUGUACUGUUGCAUGGUAUGGCUGUGAAAAGGGUACUGAAAAGAACUCUUUUACUUACAGGAUUGGUGACCGUAUUCAGAACUAUGGCGUGGCGCUCCAGCGGCAAAAGUCAUGUGGACCUUAUUGACAAUCUUGCAAAGAAUGAUAUUUUAAAGUCACCACGUGUCAUAGAUGUUAUGAAGAAAGUUGACAGAGCCAAUUUUGCCAAGUUCAAUCCCUAUAAUGAUUCCCCUCAGACCAUUGGAUACUCUGUAACUAUCAGUGCCCCACACAUGCAUGCCCAUGCCUUAGAACUUCUAGCAGAUCACCUGACUGAAGGAAAGAGAGCUCUCGAUGUGGGAUCAGGGAGUGGUUACCUCACCGCAUGCAUGGCCUUACUGGUGGGGCCCACUGGAAGAGCUGUAGGCAUUGAUCAUAUUCCAGAAUUGGUGUCAGAAUCCAUUGUAAAUAUCAAAAAAGAUCCAAAAUUAAUCCCAUUGCUAGAGUCUGGACAGAUGAAACUUGUUGCCGGUGAUGGGAGACAGGGGUAUGCUGAGGAUGCCCCUUAUGAUGCCAUACAUGUAGGGGCAGCAGCCCCAACUCUACCCCAGGCACUGAUUGAUCAGCUGGCUCCUGGAGGGAGACUGGUCAUUCCAGUGGGACCCCAAGGGGAGAGUCAGAUGUUACAACAAUACGAUAAAGGAAUGGAUGGCACAGUCACGAGGAAGAACCUGAUGGGGGUCAUUUAUGUGCCACUCACUAGCAAGGAAAAACAAGUUCCCAGGUGGAAAUGAAUCCCCUUUUUUGCAUGAUGGAAUCCUUUCUUUCUAGUGAUCCGGUGAAAAGAGGAAGAGGACAAACACAUGAUGAUUUAUGACUUGGAGCAACAUGUGACAUUUGUUCAAAGACACAUUCUAUUGUGAUGCCAUUUUGUAUGCUUCUGUCAAGAACUUGAUAUGCUAUAAAAUGUUCCAAAAUAUUUUGCAUAGAAAUUGUUCAGAAAUUCCUUGUUGUUAGUUCUAAUCUUCUAAUUUUAAUUUAAACAAAUGACUUUAAAUAACAAAAUGUACUAGCCCUAAUGCAUCUACUGUAUAUGAAAAACUCUGUACAUCAUUUACUUUUUCACAUGACAAAGUGAAGUUAAACUAAAAAAAAAAAGCAAACAAAACUUGUGAAAAGUAUGCAUGAUUAGAAUUUAGUUUUCACUGGUUUUUGCCCACAUCCAAGCAGCUUUUUAUGUAUUGUUGAUUUUCAUAGUUGAGUAUACAUUGCUUCCCCAGUAUUGUUCUCUAGAACGUCAAGGACAUUUAUUUAAUGAAAAACCCAAAUUUUUUUAAUUCACAGCGUUGGUACAACCAUUAAAGAAAUACUAGUCUCUGAUUGUUAUUGAUUCAUUUUCUGUAUUCAUGCAAGUUUAGAAAAAGUGAUAAUUACCAGUAAUUGUACCCAGCACAAAUUGCCCUGUGUUCUGGAGAGUUUGUUUUCUUUAUGCAAAUAAAACUUUGUUAUAUCCUUCUGAA